AUGGUCUUCUUUAAGACUCUGGUGGUCAGCGCCCUGCUGACCGUCGCCCGCGCCGCCCUCGACAUCUCCAAUCCCGCCGGUCUCAUGGUGGGUGUGGCUCGUGUCGAUAUUACUCCUCCCGUCAACCCGGGCUGGCUGCCUCUGGACGAGUACGACCACGAGAAGCUGUACGUCCGCGCCAUCGUCUUCUCCAACAACAACGAGACCGCCGCCAUCAUCGGUUGUGACCUGAGCAACAUCGAAGAGCUGGUCUACCAGGAUGCCGCAGCCCAGGUUGCCGAGUUGCUCGACAUCCCCGUCUCCAACAUCAUUCUUUCGUCCACCCACACCCACGGCGCCUCACCCGCUGGUAUCGGACUCUUCUUCACGUCUGAAAACUACGGCUACUACGAGGUUCCCGGCGCUGCUGUCGAGGCCGUCAAGAUCGCCAUGUCCAAGAUGGAACCCGCCAUGGUUGGCUACAACACUGGCUCUGCGCACCCCAACGCCAACCGCGACGCCAUCAGUCCCGUUACUGGCCUGUGGACCGAGGCUGUCAACCUCACCGCUCCUGCCGACCGCGAGGUCGAGGUACUCACCUUUGUCCGCCCCAACGGCUCCGCUAUUGCUUCCUACACCUCGUACGCCAUGCACCCCGUCGCAUCGUACCUCACCGGCUACACCAGUGCCGAUUGGCCAGGAGCGAUGAUGCGCUGGAUCGAAAAGGCAUUCCCCGGAGACGUCGUCGCCAUCUACUCGCAGCAGGCCUCUGGCGACGUCAACCCCCGUUGGCUCCGCACCACCACCAACGAUCUGCUCUCCAUGCGCCUUGCCAACAUCACGGGCUACGAUGUCGACCACGAGACGAUCGAAGUGGCCGUACGCAACCGUUCGCUACCCAUCGCGCGCGCCGAUCCUGUCUACAUUCGCCAAGUGUUCACCCAGAUCGAGGCUCUCGGGAUCAUCGUUGCCGAAGAGGUCAUCCGCGUCAUGGGCGAGACUAAUGACUGGGACUCGAACCCCACCAUCUGGAGCAAGCAGCAGAACGUCUCCUGCCCCGGCCGCAAGCGCCUCGACAACUCGACUUACAACCGUGCCGGCCACCCGGGCGUGUACAACACCACCAACGUCGCCCCCAUUCAGAUCCGCACCGGUGUGCUCGGCAUCGGAGACAAGAUCCUCGUCACCGUCGGUGCUGAGAUCUACACCCGCAUCGGUUGGCGCAUCAAGGCCAUGGCUCCCAUGCUCAAGACCAUGCUCGUCACCAUGUCCAACGGCAAGGCCCCCUCGGGCUACAUCCCCGACACCGAGUCGUGGUCGCACCUCACCUUUGAGGUGCUCGGUUCCAACCUCCUCCCCGGAUCGUGCGCCGAGGACAGCAUUUCUCAGAGUCUCACAGACCUCGCGUCAGAGUACAAACAGCGAAUCUCGAAUAAUACAUCUCAAUAA
Apiotrichum porosum is the source of this 1428-nucleotide messenger RNA. RefSeq lists its product as uncharacterized. The coding region runs from base 1 to 1428 and encodes 475 amino acids. The transcript has a single exon. Lineage: Eukaryota; Fungi; Basidiomycota; Tremellomycetes; Trichosporonales; Trichosporonaceae. The record is from RefSeq and is a predicted model, not a curated record.